Molecule: messenger RNA, 609 nt
Organism: Oldenlandia corymbosa var. corymbosa
Lineage: Eukaryota; Viridiplantae; Streptophyta; Magnoliopsida; Gentianales; Rubiaceae
Source: the annotation of a GenBank genome assembly
AUGACGAAAAACAGCAAUCCAAGUUCCAGAAUCGUCAUGAACAACGACAACAACAACAACAACAACAACAGCAGGGGGAAGAAGAGAACAAGGCAAGACCUCGGCAAGGCUAACAACAACAGGCUAGUCACGUUCACCAAACGUCGCCUAGCGUUAUUCAAAAAAGCGAGCCAACUUUGCACAUUGACUGGUGCGGAAAUCGGGAUCAUUCUUAAAUAUUCUGCGAAGCGUUUUUAUGCCUUUGGCCAUCCUAACGUAUACGAUGUGACAGAUCAUUACCUUAACGAUUCGUCAUCAUCAUCAAGUGCGCCGCCGAUAAACCGGAACCCUACUAGCACGAUCACCGCGGCCGAAAUUAGGGAAUAUAACAUGGAGUUUGAUCGGCUUUCGAAGGAAUUGAAGGCGGAGAAGAAGAAACUGAAGCGACUGGAAAUAGCCAAGUACGUUGUUUGGUAUUGGGAGGGAUUCAAACUGGAGGAAUUGGAUAUGGAGCAGCUUCAACAGUAUGCAUCUUCUUUGAAAGAGUUGAAGGAGUAUGCCCUGACUAAAGCUGCUGAAUUUGAGGCGGUGAGGAAAGGCAAUACUAUUAUUAAUCCUCCAACCAACUAG